AUGACCGAAAUGCGGCCGCCACGGCCGGGAAUCGAACUCUCGCCCUCGUAUGCUGAGCCGCGUAGCGCACUAGCCGCUGACACCGCGGCGGGCGCAAGGUCGACCAACCGGUCGUCGACCGGCGACACGUCGUCGGCGAGGACAUCGGCGUCGCAGCCGCCGCCGCCGGCAGCGCGCGCGCGCGGUCCGAGCGACGCUCAGCAGGAGUCCGAGGAGGGAGGAAUGCGCCCGGCGCCGAACGCGAGCCCGGCUCCGAGCAGCCAGGAGUCGUCCGAGUGCGGCGACCUCAACCUGGUGCCGCCGCCCAGGCCCUCACGGCGAGUGAUUCCGCAGCUGAUCAGUCGUCUGCAGGGGUCGAGGCGUGUGGCCGUGGCGCUGUCGGCCGCCCUUGCGGCCAUGCUGCUCACUGUGCCCAUGGUCGCUGUGCUCGUCUCCGGAAAAGCGGGUGCGUGGCGCUCGUCGGGCCCCGGCACCGCGCUGUACCUGUGCAACGACUCGGUGUGCCACGCCGAGGCGCACUACUUCGACGACAAGCUGGACUCGUCGGUGGCUCCGUGCGACGACUACUACGCGCACGUGUGCUCGUCCCACUGGCAACGGCUUCUCGGAGGCGCUGACCUGCGCUCGGCGCUGUACGCCAGCCAGAGCCCCGGCUACGCGUACCUGGCGCUGCGAGAACUGGCCACCGCCUAUGUGGCGCAGGACGCCGACCGGGUGCACCAGAACAGGCACCACUUCGGCCACCAGAUCCUGCUGUUCGUCGCAUCCUGCGCUCAGGAGUCUUCGCGGACAUCGCGCGAGACGGACUCAUUUUCGAGUGUGCUGCGGUACCUGGACCUCGAGGGCUGGCCUUUCGACGUGACGCCGAAGGGCCGCAAGAACGUAGCGCACAUCGCGGGCAAAGUGGCCGGUUCGCUGGCCAUCUUCCCUUUCGUCACCGUGGGCCUCGAGCGGCUGCCUUCCCUCCACGAUGACCAGCAGCGCCAACCGCCCAGAGAGAGGCUUCUGGUCGUCCUCGGACAGGCCCAGCUGCUGCUGUCGCUCCACGAACACAUGGACGAGAGCCGUGCCAUGGACUGGUACCGCGAGGUCGUGGGCCGCGCGCUCAAGUUCUUCUACAAAGGUCGCGACGAAUCCAAGAUCGUCGACUCGAUCGUGGUGCUCGAGGCAGAGCUCGCUCGCUUCAUCGAGAGCCAGCCGUCGCGCAAGCCACCGCCGUUCUUCAGGGUGUCCCUUGGCAGCGUGCCUGGCAGUUCCCGCUGGGACUGGGUGCUGUUCAUGAACGGCGUUCUUAAAGGCAGCGCGGCGGCCGCUGUCGCUCAGCCCGUGGCCGUGCGCUCCAUGCUGUACCUUCAGCGGCUCGCCAGGCUCACGCAGGUCACGCCAACCGCCGUGAUGCUCAAUUACAUCGGCUAUCGCCUAAUGGUCGCCAUGGCGCCUUUCCUGCCGGGACCCACUGGUCGAACACCUGGUACGCGGGAAGACUUGGUGUCCUUGUCGGUGGAGGGCCGCCGCAUCCCGGGCAUGGAGCGGCUGCAGGCGUGCGUCCAGUUGGCGGAGAAGGUGUUCGGCGCCGCACUCACCGUCGUGCUGCGCCACGCCACGCCCUCCCUCAGCAACGCGGACACGGCGCGCAAAAUGCUCGGCCUCGCCAAAAGCGCCACCGACGCCAUGCGCACUUUCGUCAAGCAGGCUCCGUGGUUGGCAAAGGAGGACCUGAACGCGACGCUGUCGCGGCUCUCGCAGACGUCCCUCUCGCUGGGCGUACCCCGCGAGCAACCUGGCGAGGCCGAGCUAGGCCAGCUGUUCGUGGACGUGCCCAUGCUGAACGAACGCAGCAUGCUCGAGAGCUACUUUCACAUGAAGACUACCGUGCAGCGACGCUACUGGUCCGUGCUGCAGCGGGUGCGCCGGAACGGCUCUGCCGCUGCAGCCCGCGGUGAGGCCUGGAACGAAGACCUCAUCAGCUUGCACGGGAUCAGCAGCUUCGACCUCGCGUACAGGCACGACCCGGAGCGCAACAGCGUGCUCCUGCCGUACGGCGUGCUGGGCUUCCUGGCACGCGUGCAGGACGUGCUUCCCAUGCACGUGCCCCGGUUUCUGCACUAUGCCCUGCGGGGACUGUUCGCCGCCGUCGCCGACAUGCAGACCGUGCACGAUAAUCGGCCGUCGUGGAGUCGGGCAACGUCGCUGCGGUUCGCGCACGUGUCGUGGUGCUUCCUGCGGCAGUACGGCGAGGCUCUGUCGGCCGAGGCCGGCUCGCAAGCGGGCGCCGCCACCGACGCCUUCCUGGCCGAGAUGGUGGAGGACAACGCGGUGCUGGAGCCCCUGUACCGCGUCUACGUGCGCUCGUUCCCGUUGCGCGGGGGACAGCCGGCGCUAUUCCGGCUGCCCACGCUGCACUACCUUUCCACCGACGAGCUGUUCUUCGUCAACUUCGCCCUCGGACAAUGCGACCAACUGGCGACACCGGCGCGCAACGGCACGGCCGCCCGCCAGAUCCUCUUCCACGAGCGGCUGCCGGCCAAGUUCAAGGUGAACGUGCCGCUCAGCAACUCUGAGCACUUCGCUCGCGUAUACGGUUGCAAGAAGGGUUCGCCCAUGAACCCGGUCCGGAGUUGCUCCGUCUGGACGGCCACCGGAUGACCACCCGCCACCGGCUGGACGCCCCCGUGCGGUGCGCCUCUGCCGCGCACUGCACAAUGACGCCGAAUGGCGAUUGCAAUA
Molecule: messenger RNA, 2727 nt
Organism: Rhipicephalus sanguineus (brown dog tick)
Lineage: Eukaryota; Metazoa; Arthropoda; Arachnida; Ixodida; Ixodidae
Product: neprilysin-1
Exons: 11
Coding region: 1-2646 (881 amino acids)
Biological process (GO): protein processing
Cellular component (GO): plasma membrane
Molecular function (GO): metalloendopeptidase activity
Source: RefSeq, a predicted model, not a curated record